Centropristis striata (black sea bass) is the source of this 3833-nucleotide messenger RNA. It is a transcript of the gene st8sia5, whose product is annotated as ST8 alpha-N-acetyl-neuraminide alpha-2,8-sialyltransferase 5. The coding region runs from base 621 to 2030 and encodes 469 amino acids. The transcript has 9 exons. Gene Ontology annotation, biological process: N-glycan processing; oligosaccharide metabolic process. Lineage: Eukaryota; Metazoa; Chordata; Actinopteri; Perciformes; Serranidae. The record is from RefSeq and is a predicted model, not a curated record. Gene Ontology annotation, molecular function: alpha-N-acetylneuraminate alpha-2,8-sialyltransferase activity.
ACGCGCCCCCGGCUGGCUGAGAAAAGGCGCAUCAUCCUGCUGCUUUUACAUUGCAGUCACGCAGCUUUGCUCAGAUUUGAGGUGAUGCAUGGACGAUAUGUGUGUGUGUGUGUGUGUUUUUACGCUGCCGCAGCUCGCAUCAGUAAUCUAAAGACAGAGGGGAUCAAACCCGCAUUUCGCAUCGACGCUUUUGCUUUAUCUGAUUUAUCAUUUUUUUGGAAUAACCUUGUGAGCGCGUCAUUUUUUGGAUAAUCUGCAGUGCUUUGCAUCCGAGCGAGCAGCUGCAUCUCGAGUAUUAACGCACGAUAUCCGACAUAACAUUUUCCUGCAGGAUCUUUCAUGUUUUUACACGCGUCCGUUUGCAAAAUAUAUAAAAAAUAUAAUAAUUUUUGGCAGGAGGCGUGGACACAGGGCCGUGAAUGAUUUGAGGUCUCAGCUGGUGACACAUUGCGAUGCUCAUCGCCCAAAAGCAAUGAUGAUGAUGCUGCAGUACGAGAGCAGUAAAAUAGCCUAGAAAAGGUGAUGGACUAUGUCCUGUCCGGCGGGCACACGACCCCUGCGAUCCUGGUCCUGAAUGCAGCGCAGAGAGACACCUAACCGGGUGUCACCGUCAGCCCUGGAUGCUGCGCCGAAGGAUGGGGUAUGUCGACCCCUCGUCGGGUAAAGAUAUACUCGGCAACAGAUCUCUUUGCUUUAUAUUUAUUUGCGCAUUUGGACUCGUCACACUAUUGCAACAGAUUCUCUAUGGAAAAAACUACAUUAAGAGUGCGCAACAGUUUAGCCGACUCAAAGGGGACGAGACAGGAAAUUGGACCGGUCCCGUUAAUUUCUCGGAUGAUGGAUCUCUGAAGCCUGCCAGAAAUGGAAGGAAAAGAUGUUUCCGUCAGACAUUUCAGCCAGAUUCACACAUCACCUCCGUAAUAGUCACACCCUGCCUAGCCGAUAUUAAGAAGAAGAAAAAAAGGUAUCUGGAAAACUACGAUGGCUCUUAUGAAUUCAACUCCACUGCAUGCAGGGAGCUCAGGCAGGAGAUUAUGGACGUCAAAGUCUUGACAAUAAACAUUAAUCGGAAAGUACAUGGCCAUGGGUAUCCUUCCUCAUUCCACAAGUCUCUCUGCCUGUCUGCCAGGGUGAAAACCUCAGACCUGUUUGAGAGAUGGCGAAACCUGCAGGUGUGUAGGUGGGAGCAGAACAAAGAGGAGACGAGCAACUUCAAGAUGUCUCUGUCCCGCUGCUGUAAUGCUCCUUCCUUUCUGUUCACCACCAAGAGGAACACUCCAGCAGGGACCAAGCUGAGGUACGAGGUGGACACCAGUGGUAUUCUUCCCAUCACCACUGAAGUCUUCAAGAUGUUCCCAGAUGAUAUGCCGUAUUCCAAAUCACAGUACAAGAAAUGUGCUGUUAUUGGAAAUGGCGGCAUCAUCAAGAACACCAAAUGUGGGAAGGAAAUUGACUCGGCAGAUUUUGUGUUUAGGUGCAACAUCCCACCCAUCAACGAGAAGUACUCAGCUGAUGUCGGCACUAAGACAGAUCUGGUGACAAUCAAUCCGAGCAUUAUUACUGAGAGGUUUCAGAAGCUGGAGAAAUGGCGGCGACCGUUUUACGAGGUCCUCCAGAAUUACGAGAACUCCUCGGUGGUGCUUCCCGCCUUCUACAACACCCGCAACACCGACGUAUCAUUCAGAGUCAAGUACAUGCUGGAUGACUUCGACUCCCAGAGGGGCGUGUUCUUCUUCCACCCGCAGUACCUGCUCAAUGUGCAGCGUUUCUGGGCGGUGCAGGGCGUUCGGGCCAAGCGGGUCAGCAGCGGCCUCAUGCUCGUGACCGCCGCCUUGGAGAUGUGUGAGGAAGUGCACCUCUACGGUUUCUGGGCGUUUCCCAUGAACCCCGCCGGCAUCUUCAUCACCCACCACUACUACGACAACGUCAAGCCGCGGCCGGGCUUCCACGCCAUGCCGCAUGAAAUUUUCAACUUCAUUCACAUGCACACUCGCGGGAUCAUCAAUGUACACACAGGGCCGUGCACGUGAUCCAUCACUGCGUUACUGUGGUUUAGUUAGUUUGUUUUAAGUGAGGUUGUGUUUUAUUUCAGACUAUUUUCUCCCUGUUUAAAAAGAGAGUUGGCCUUCAGAGCGUCUUUGCUCUCUCUUAUUCCACGACACAGUGAAAGUUGCUUGCUUUAAUUGCCAACAUCCUCCUUUCGGUGUGCAACUUAAGUUGUUUACUUAGUCAAUCAAAUCACUACGGUUAUCUCCGACUCUAAUCAUAGGGUGCUUGUUUUUAAUGUGAAAAGUGGUCUUCAUAGUGAUGUUGUUUCUGUGAAGUUUUUCUAGUGGCUCCGCUGGUGUUUUCUACUCAACGUUGCACAGAUAUUUACGCUGAAAUGGGCCGCAGUGGGUGUCUUUGUGCCCCCUCAUUCCCUCUGUCUUCUCUCUUUAUCUUGGACACUCUGUGGGCGUGGCAGCUUUUAAUGUUUGUGUAAAACAAAAUCUUGAUAUUAAGCUAUUAUUUGAAAAAAAAAAAUAAGAAAAAAAAAUAGAGAAAUUGUAACAUCCAGUUGUCUACUUUUGUAAUCUACUUCUGAUUCACCAGAUUCACUUGGUGAAUAUUUGAAAAACACUCUUGAAUAGGCCUGUUUUCUGUGGCCUGCAUCUAAAAUAUCCUCUGAUUUCUGGUAUUAAAAAAGCGUGUAUGAAAAGAGGCGAUUUUUUUUUCUUCCCCUCCUCUUGUUUUUUUUGGACAAAAGCCAGGCAAAUAUUUUGAAAUGACACCACCUGAGUAAACUUUCAAGGCUGUCCAAUUUGUAAAGAAACACAGUGCUAAAAAGUACUGUUUAGCGACCCAGCCUCUCUUUGUCAUUCAUGUCUUAAACCAUGCUGCCUUAUGAGAUACCCAACCCCUCUAUAUGAUAUGCAAUGCACCCAUGUGUUUUGCUUAUCUAAAAAUACAUUAACAUCAAACUAAAUCUUAGUUGCUCUAUUGAAUCGAAGGACACUUAAGACUCUCUGAGGUGUAGAAAUUCAUGUGCGGUUCUUCUAUUCCACUGGAAUUAGCAAAGUCUUUCCUCCCUGUAAACUCCAUUCAUAAUCAUGUAACGCUCUGCAUGACUUUACUCUAUACUUGGCUUUGUGUGUGCCUGCUUCAAUGAUCACUGAAAUAUGUUUACACUUAAAGCCUCCAACUGGAGCUCACAGUGCUUUUGGAGAUAUAUACACGAAACCUUUUCACAGAAAGAUGAAUGGCUUCGUUGAAUUGUAUAAUACUGGAUGCGGCUCUUGUUGAUUGAAGAUGCACGAAUGCAGAUGGUUGCUGCCCUUUUGUGAAGUGCUACGACACUUUUAAUACUACUGUAAUGAUUCACCUUCCCCUUUGAACUGUGAACAUUCAGUUUGCAAGUGUUGUGCAUUCAAGCACUGGAAUUAUCUGUAGGUUUUUACUGUUCAUUUUGUUGUACACUGCAAAAGGUUUUAAGAGACUGUAAAAUAAUAUGUUGUCACUCUUCUGUUCAUGCUCUGCUGUGCACUUCAUUCCUUCUUUUUUAUUUAAAUGGCAUCAUUGCAUAUACGUUUAUGUUGUUUCUUUUAUCAUUUAUACAGACUCUUUUUGUGUUUAUACAUAAGAGAUAUGAGUUCAAAUGUGAACACCAAAAAUAUUUUUGGCUUGACCACUAAAUUGUUGCACAGACACAACAAAGAAUCAAGAAUGGGAAAGGAAGGGAACCUGUCUGUGUAGUGAAUGGAGGUAAUAUAUAACACAGUGCUUCUUAACUGACUGAUCAUUCUUUAUAAUGGUAUUGUGUUUGUAAAUAAACUUGUUUGGAUUUUCUCACUUAA